Messenger RNA from Lindgomyces ingoldianus, 1964 nucleotides. RefSeq lists its product as uncharacterized. The coding region runs from base 56 to 1711 and encodes 551 amino acids. NCBI's taxonomy places the organism in Eukaryota, Fungi, Ascomycota, Dothideomycetes, Pleosporales, Lindgomycetaceae. Gene Ontology annotation, molecular function: protein binding. The transcript is spliced from 3 exons. The record is from RefSeq and is a predicted model, not a curated record.
UGAACAAGCCCACCAAUUUUCUUCCACCACCCCAUUAACAACACCGCUUCACACAAUGCCCCCCAAGAGGAAGGAUUUCUUGAAACUGAACCCAAAAGCGAAAGCGAAGGCUCAAGAACCGCAGUCCGAGAAUGACUUCCUUGAGGCGGCGGACGAAUUCGAACAAGCAGCCGGAAAAUGGAGAGCUGGGGACGCUGCAAAGGCCACACGAUUCUACAAUCGAGCCAUCGAUAUGUAUAACGUUGGACUUCGGCGGUAUCCAAGUUCCUUCGAUCUAUCAUAUAACAAAGCUAAUCUAGAGUACAAAAUGAGCGAGGAUGAGAGAAUCGCCGCCUUACUCGGCAACAAAGUCGAUCUUCUUGAAGAGACAUUGCGAUCUCAUCGGACCGCCAUCGCAUUGAACCCGGACAAUACUGAUGUCCUGUUUAAUACCGGCCAAGUCCUUACCUCCCUGGCGGAAGCCCUCCUUGAAAGUAGAACCCAAGAGAUAAUGAAAGCAUCUGCAAUAACCCUCCUAGAGGAAGCCAUAAAUGUGUUCGCCAAAUGCCUCGCAAGCCAGCAACAUGAAUACGAGGAGAUUCAAAUUGAGAUCGCUAGGGCGCAAGCAUCGCAAGAGCCUCAAGAUAGCCUUGAUACACCAGGACAUAUUGUUGAUGAAACUACAAAACAAGAGUCUAUGGAAAUGUCGUCCACCUCGAGCGACGGGCCAGGAGAAUGGGCUACGGUCGUUGAGCCAGUCACGCCAGAGGCAAUCCUUGAGACUUGUAUUGCUUAUUUGGAAACCUUAAGCAUUCUUAUCGGCCUUUAUGGUCCCUCAGAAUUGGCACACAUAGAGCAGCGGGCGCAGACAGGAUUAGAGACAGCCAACAUCAAGAUCCCGGCUCUAAUUGGCCUCCUUCAGAUCUCUCCCAAGACUAUAGAGGAGCCCGUGCCAGGGCCUACCUUAUCAAUCGCAUCUCAAUCCGCAGUAGAAGAACCCAAGUCCUCCCCAAAGGAUGACGCAAGUCUUGCCGCAGCAAAAUUUCGGGCCAACGUCGCUGAGGUAUCAUACCGCACUGGUCAGACCACAAUCAUUCAAUAUGCCGGGCAAAUCGAGCAGAUUUUUGCCCCGUUGAUUGAGCCCCUGCAUAGCAACACUGGGCUUGAUCCGGGGCUCGUGAAUUCGCUCUCCGUCUACGCAGACACGCUGAUGGAUCUUGCCUCUGCCAUUUCUGACAGCUCCCAACACUCCGAUGAAUCCUCUACACACCUCGCAGACUACGAUUCCCAAUGGGCGGCUCUGACACAAGCCCAGACUAUCCUGACGCAAAUCUCCAGUGGAACGGCUACAUCAUCCCUUUCCCCGUCACGGCUAGCGGACAUCUUCCUCGCUCGUGGCGAUGCCGACCUUUUUCGGUUCCGAAUAUCCCUUCUUGACAUUGCGAAGCCAGCAUGGGCGAAAAGCAAAAUGGUACUAGUUUCCAAUGCAGGAGUGUACUAUCGUGGUGCGAGAAUGUACGCGGAGAAAGCGGAUGAUCUCAAAGUCCAUAAGGCAGCUGAUGCUAAGGCGACUAUAGCCGAGUUACUUAAAGAGGCGGCGAAUGGAUCAAACAUGAGAAAAUUGGAUUGGAAAAGUAGAGGCGAAGAGGUGGUACGAAUGCUUGAGCAGAUGAUUGAGGAGGGCAUUGUAGGAAAGGAGAACGCAGAGGGAGUCAUGAGAUAUAUAGAAUAAGGCGUCCAUGAGCACAAGCAACUCUAGCUGAAGAAGAGCGUAGUAACCUUCGAUUACCUUCUCCUAGGUAAAAAUGCGAUGAAAAUCCACCCUCUCCUAAAGUUUACCAUCCCCUAUGGUCCGAUAGUUUUCAUGUUAAUUUCUCCGGUUCCUUGCCGUUAUUUUGGUUCGGGUUUAUAGAUUUCUUCUCGGGUAGAUUUUUCGCAGUGAAUUAGAAUACGGAAAACCUAUAGAUGAUGUGGGCAGAUCGUGG